Messenger RNA from Punica granatum (pomegranate), 414 nucleotides. The record is from RefSeq and is a predicted model, not a curated record. Lineage: Eukaryota; Viridiplantae; Streptophyta; Magnoliopsida; Myrtales; Lythraceae.
AUGGCAGAGCCAUGCUGCAUAAGGACUUGUAAAGGAUCAUUUAAUCAGGAAUACAGGUGCUUGCUUGUCUCGUGGAAAGCUGCAUGGAGUGAUGGGGAGGAGAGGGAGAAGCUGAAGGAGGAGGUCCGUGAUCACCUCAGGACACUCAACUUGCAGCUCAAAGACAAGAAGUUCUUCGGAGGGGACAGCGUUGGGUUCUUGGACAUCUCGGCGAACUACAUGGCCUACUGGAUCAUUAUCAUUCAGGAAGUCACAGGCGUCGAUUUGUUCGUGGAGGACAAGUUUCCGACGAUGUGGAAAUUGGCCGAAGAGUUCAGGUGCUACCCCCUUAUAAAGGACAAUCGGCCCGAGGAGGAGAGACUGUUUGCCUUAUUUAAAGCCCACUCCAAGAGCCUGAUGAAUGCUUCCAAGUAG